Molecule: messenger RNA, 1064 nt
Organism: Pan troglodytes (chimpanzee)
Lineage: Eukaryota; Metazoa; Chordata; Mammalia; Primates; Hominidae
Gene: OMP
Product: olfactory marker protein
Exons: 1
Coding region: 296-979 (227 amino acids)
Biological process (GO): sensory perception of smell; signal transduction
Cellular component (GO): neuronal cell body; nucleus; axon
Source: RefSeq, a predicted model, not a curated record
UUCAGAUCUCCAAUCACCAAGCCCUCUCUGGUCCUGGCUUCUCCACCUGCUCCUGCGGGUCUUGCAUCUUCUCCUGUGUACCUCCAGUGAGGAGUGGUCCCCACCACCCUCCCCAUCAGUGCACUUACGAAGUGCUCUCAUCUUCACAAACAAGCCAGCACCCAGCCCAGCCCUGGUAGUCAGGGCGGUUGCCACAGCAAUUGACAUCAGCGACCUGGUCCCCAAGGAGCCUGCCACCUUCCGCCUGCCUGCAGGGCCUGCAUUAUCGCUUCUGCGGGGACUGGAAUGGAGGCAGAUGGGGACUCCCACCCCUGACACACACCCCAUUUUGAGAACUGGGUGGGGCUGGGAAGAGCCAGUGGCAAAGGGAGGGGAAGAGGGAAGGGCAGAAAGUAGGUGGGGCCCCCCUUUGGUGGCCUCUUCACUCCACGGCCCCAGGCUCCAGCCCACUUGGAUCCUUGGCGUUGGUGGCAGCAGCACUUGGGCCAUGGCGGAGGACAGGCCACAGCAGCCGCAGCUGGACAUGCCGCUGGUCCUGGACCAGGGCCUGACCAGGCAGAUGCGGCUACGCGUGGAGAGCCUGAAGCAGCGCGGGGAGAAGCACCAGGAUGGGGAGAAGCUGCUGCAGCCAGCGGAGUCUGUGUACCGCCUCAACUUCACCCAGCAGCAGCAGCUGCAGUUCGAGCGCUGGAAUGUCGUGCUGGACAAGCCGGGCAAGGUCACCAUCACAGGCACCUCGCAGAACUGGACGCCUGACCUCACCAACCUCAUGACACGCCAGCUGCUGGACCCCACUGCCAUCUUCUGGCGCAAGGAGGACUCGGAUGCCAUGGAUUGGAAUGAGGCCGACGCCCUGGAGUUUGGGGAGCGCCUGUCAGACCUGGCCAAGAUCCGCAAGGUCAUGUACUUCCUCAUCACCUUUGGCGAGGGUGUGGAGCCCGCCAACCUCAAGGCCUCCGUGGUUUUUAACCAGCUCUGACAGCAGCUGCCAGCUGCUGCUCUCCUCUAGCCCACCUGUGCUCUCCCCUGCCCCUGCCACUUUCCCCCCUGUAUUUUUGGGGCCA